This is a messenger RNA of Gloeophyllum trabeum ATCC 11539, 993 nucleotides long. RefSeq lists its product as uncharacterized. The record is from RefSeq and is a predicted model, not a curated record. Bases 1 to 993 code for a protein of 330 amino acids. NCBI's taxonomy places the organism in Eukaryota, Fungi, Basidiomycota, Agaricomycetes, Gloeophyllales, Gloeophyllaceae. The transcript is spliced from 8 exons.
AUGUCUCACUCCACAUGCACCACAUUGCCCUCCUUAAACCACACCGACGGACAAACCAAUACUGAGAGCACGGGCAAAAAUGCAACCAAGGAAUCCGGCCGGAGGAUGUUGCCACAGAGCCUUGACAACUAUAAAAACGGAGUCCCGCGUAGACGCUACGCCAACAAGCAGUAUGCACCAAAAUUAGAUAAGGUGUCCGGACAUGUUAUGGACAAGACAUCGAGAUUCAAAAUCACGACUUGGCUCGAGGAGCGACGGCGCAAGGAGACACACAAGAAGAAAGAGGAGGAGAGACAGAGACUGUUAGAUAGUCUGCCUUCGUCGGUCUCCUCAACCGAUGAAAACAUCCCACCAAAUGUCCCUGCUGUCGACCUUGAAACUGAGCCGUUAUUAUCUCCAAAGCACGAGAGCACGCCGGAAUCCGAAGUGACUGCCCGUACACCUUCCUACCGAGUCCGUACGAUCUCGGAGAGGGUUGAGGAUGUGAUACGGCGUUCGCCGGUGGAAAAUACCAAGCGGAAGACGAUACGCCGUGUUCCAAAAAUGGCGAACUUCAACCGUGACAAUCCCAAAACCGGAGUUCCACGUAGACACUACGCCCACGAGCAGUACGCACCGAAUCUGGAUGAGAUGACCGGAUAUGUUAUGGACAAGACAUUGAAAUUUAACAUCACCGCUUGGCUCAAAGCGAAACGACGCGAGCAGAAACGCAGGAAGAAAGAAGAGAAGAGACUGUUGGAUAGCCUGCCUUCGUCGGUCUCUUCAACCAAUGAAAACAGCCUACCAAACAUCCAUCCCGUCAACAGUAAAGCCGAACCUUUGUCGUUAGUGAAGCAUGAAAGCAGUAUGGGACCACAAGCCACUCACCAGAAGCCUUCACGCCGGGCCCGGACAAUUUCAGAGAGGGUCGCGGAGGCGAUAAAGCUGUCGCCCGUCGAGAAUAAAAAGACGAAGACGAUUCGGAGGGUCCCGAAAGUUGAAAACUUCAAGUGA